Molecule: messenger RNA, 3631 nt
Organism: Cercocebus atys (sooty mangabey)
Lineage: Eukaryota; Metazoa; Chordata; Mammalia; Primates; Cercopithecidae
Gene: EXOC3L1
Product: exocyst complex component 3-like 1
Exons: 13
Coding region: 962-3217 (751 amino acids)
Biological process (GO): exocyst localization; exocytosis
Cellular component (GO): exocyst
Molecular function (GO): SNARE binding
Source: RefSeq, a predicted model, not a curated record
GUACUCCAGCCUUGGUGACAGAUCGAGACCCUGUCUAAAACAAAACAAAAAAAAAACACAGCUUUCAUGACUCUCUCCUGCCAUCCCCCACCAUACCCCUCUUCACAACAGCCUGCCACCUCUCACUCCUCCGCAGAGGUACACAUCCUCCUCGGAGGCUGACCAACACAGUUUUCAUCCUGUGCUGUUGAUGUCGUCUGCAUCCAUAUCUACACACCCUGCCCACCACCCCAGCUUGAGGCCAAGUCUAGCAAAUCCCUGUCUCCUCUCCUGAGCACUAAGAGGUUCUGGGUGGGCUGGUCAAGACUGGUUGAAUACAAGUACACCCCACCCCUCCACCCCUCAGGGAAGUGUCGCCCAGCCCUCCCCACCCUCCGUGCAGACACUCUUUCCUGUUGGGAAUAAAAUGCCAGCGACUCAGCUUCCUUCCUUUCUGUUGAUGGCCUUGGGGAGGGAGGAGCCUUGGUGGGAAGAAGGGGCUUCUGGGCUGGGGAGUGGGAGAGAGAUUUCUUUGGGGAGAGGAAUUCAGCUGCACACUGGAGUCAGCUGGAGUUGCCCAGGCCCUGUGAGCAAGUGGCAGGCGUGCCCAGCUGCAUCGGGGGAGAGGGCUGUUCUCAAGACCAAGGUCAUUUGUGGAGGGAGAACUGGACGCCUGAUCAAAUCUGGUAAGUUUUGUAUCAAACUGUCCUGUGCAGCUCAGAGCAGGACCAGGGUCCAGUGGAGGCCUGUGCCCACCCUGACUUGCUUGACAUCUGCAGGAGGCACGACUGGGAAACCUAGCAGGCAAAGCCUCCCAGGUGCCCUCCGCAUCACAACCCCUCCCUCUCACUUCCUGAGAGGGCCAGGAAGAACCUCCUUCCUCCUUCUCAGAAGGGCUUAGACAGAGGCAGCAGCUCAGAGGGGCAUCUACUCUGCCUGCUUGCCCCGGGCCCACCUCAGCUCUGGCUCCUCCAGGCCGGCAAUGGACUCAGCAGCCAAGGAUGAGAUGCAGCCGGAGUUGUCCCCUGGCUCUUCCUGCCCAGGGCCUGAGUGGCCGGAGCAGGAGCGGGCAGAGCAGCUGGCCCGGGGUGCAGCGCUUAAGUGGGCCUCGGGCAUCUUCUACCGGCCGGAGCAGCUGGCCAGGCUAGGCCAGUACCGCAGCCGCGAGGUGCAGCGUACCUGCUCCCUGGAAGCACGCCUCAAGUCAGUGGUGCAGUCAUACCUGGAAGGCGUGCAGACUGGUGUGUGGCAGCUGGCCCAGGCCAUUGAGGCAGUGCAGGGAACCCGGGAGGCCCUGAGCCAGGCCCGUGGGUUGCUCCAGGGCAUGUCCCAGGCCUUACGGACUCUGCAGCCCCUACGGGAGCGGGUUGCCCAGUACAAGCAACUGCAGGCCAUGUCUCACUUGUUGCCUCGGCUGCGGGCAGUGCCAGCUGCAGUGGCCCACACACAGACCCUGAUUGAUGCCCAACAGUUCUUGGAGGCAUAUAUGAGCCUUCGGGAGCUGGAGCAGCUUCGAGAGGAUACGUGGGCACCCCUGGGAGGCCUGGAGUUGCCAGUCUUCCAGGGGCUGGACCUUCUGUUCGAGGCACUGGGCCAGGCUGUGGAAGCAGCUGCAGGGGCCGCGGGGAAGCUGGCACGGGAGGACCCAGCCCUGCUGGUGGCUGCUGUGCGUGUGGCGGAGGUGGAGACUGGACGAACAACCCCCCUGGGCCAGGUCCCCCGGGACUGGCGGCAGCGCUGUCUGAGGGCACUACAGGAGGGCCUGGAGCAGACCCACUUUGGGUCACCUCUGUUGCCUGCGCCAGGGGCCCUACCAGGGUGGCUGGAGGCUCUGCGAGUGGCCCUGCCAGUUGAGUUGGCCACAGCUGAGGCACUAGUAGCGCCUUGCUGCCCGCCGCAGUACAAUGUGGUCCAGCUAUGGGCCCACACACUGCAUAGCGGUCUGCGCCGCAGCCUGCAGCACCUCCUUGCAGGGCCUGAGCUGGAAGCUGCGGAUGCCUUCGCCUUGCUGCACUGGGCACUGCAUGUAUACCUGGGGCAGGAAAUGAUGGGGAGCCUGGAGUUGGGGCCUGAGGCUGAUGUGUCGCAGCUGGAGCCCCUCCUGACCUUGGAGAACAUUGAGCAGCUGGAGGCAACAUUUGUGGCCAACGUCCAGGCAAGCGUGUCCCAGUGGCUGCAGAAUGCACUGGAUGGGGAGGUAGCUGAGUGGGGCCGGGAGCAGGGGCCCAACACGGACCCGUCUGGCUCCUAUUACUCACCAAUGCCAGCCAUCGUGCUGCAGAUCCUGGAAGAGAACAUUCGUGUGGCCAGCCUGGUCAGUGAGUCACUACAACAGCGAGUGCAUGGCAUGGCACUGUCAGAACUGGGCAUAUUCCUGAGGAGCUUCAGUGACGCUCUGAUCCGAUUCUCCCGAGACCACCUCAGGGGGAAAGCAAUGGUCCCUCAUUAUGUGCCCUACCUACUGGCCGCCCUCAACCACCAGUCAGCACUCAGCUCCUCAGUGUCUGUCCUGCAGCUGGACGGGGCGCCUUCAGGGGCCUUAGCUCCGGUGGAAGCUGCGCUGGACAAGUUACAGAGGAGGAUCUGCCGCCUGGUGUUGGAGGCGCUGCAGGUGGAGCUCCAGCCCCUGUUCGCGGACCUGCCCUCGCGCCAGUGGCUGUCGAGCCCUGAGCUGCUGGAAAGUGUGUGCGAACGGACGGGGCGCUUCUGCCGGGACUUCGGGCGCGUGCGGAACCCCACGGUUCAGCUGCUACUGGCUGAGGCCGAGCGCGCCGUGGUGCUCCAGUACCUGCGCGCGCUGAUGCAAGGCCGCCUGGUGUGCCGCGGAGCAGACGAGAGGACCCAGGCGGCCGAGCGCCUGCGGCACGAUGCUGCCCAGCUUCAGCAGCUUUUCCUCGGUUUGGGCCUGGAGGAGAACGCGCACUGCGCGCCGGUGCUGCUCGCCCUGAGGGAGCUGCUAAACCUCCGCGACCCCGCGCUGCUGGGCCUGGAGGUGGCUGGCCUGCAGCAACAGUUUCCCGACGUGAGCGAGGACCACGUCUCCGCCCUCUUGGGCCUGCGCGGUGACUUGUCCCGGGAGCAGCAACUGGCCGCUCUCAGCUCGCUUCAGGCUGCGCUGCCGCCCUCGCCCCGCGCUGGCCGCCGCGCCCUCUUCAGCCUCGUGCCCGCCCCAGCGCCCGCGCCGGCCUCCUGCCUGCCCUCGGGGUCCUGCGCCCGAGCCCGGCUGCUCUCAGAAUAAACCGCGGCUCCCGGACGCCUGAGUGUGUGUGUGUUGGGGAAAGUGGGAUGGAAUAAAAGUGCCCACGAGGGUUCAGGGAAUCCUUGCACAGUGACACGCUUAAAGUAUCCUGGCUCCCGACCUGGUAGACGGGCUGCGCCCCGCCUAUGCAGGCAUUUGCCCUCUGUGCGGACUGCGUUCCCGAGGCCGCGGGCUACGCCCCCACGUCUCAGCGCCCAGGCCGUGAGCAAGAGUCUCGGCCGCCCUGGCCACCUGGGAGCCCCUGAAGCCCAGUAACUCGCUGGGGCCUUGGGAAGGGGGCGGGCCCAGGACCACGAACACCACCCCCUCAGCCCUGCCUGGCUUCGCUCCCAACGGCCUCGGGGGCGCGCCGCCGUGGAGACUGACGAGAAGCUCCCCGCUUUCGUAAGAGCG